AUGAAAGUUUCAACCCUAACAGUAACCGCUCUUUUCGGCAGCAUCAGCGCCACUAUCAUCGGCAAUGAUGUCUUGGCUGCUCAAGCACUCGCAAAGCUUUCCAUCAAUGUUGCUCAGAACGGGUACCCCAACCCAGGAAAGUGUACACUAAAGAACGUUGCCGUUCGACAAGAAUGGUCGACGUUGUCAGAGCACCAAAAGCUCAACUAUAUCGAUGCAGUCAAGUGUCUGGGCAAGAAACCAGCAAAGACCCCAGCCGCGAUAGCAUCAGGCGCAAAGAGUAGAUUCGACGACUUCAUUGUCACGCACAUUCUGCAGACAAUGAACAUCCAUGGAACGGGAAAUUUUCUCAGCUGGCAUCGCUACUAUAUCUGGGUUUACGAACAAGCUCUUCGCAACGAGUGUGGCUAUAAAGGCUAUCUCCCGUACAACAACUGGUCCAAGUGGGCAGCAGACCCGCUCUCAUCACCUCUCUUUGACGGCAGCAAGACCAGUAUCUCCGGUGACGGCGAAUAUGUGGCUGGACGAGGAUCAUGGUGCAUCCCAAACGAAGCGCGCUGCAUGGUUACUUUCCAUUCAGCAAAUGGCGGGGGCUGCAUCAAGUCUGGGCCAUUCAAAGACUGGAAGAUCAACUUAGGCCCUAUCCAAACGACAGUCAAAGACGCCCCACCGAACCCGCAAGCCGAUGGCCUUGGCUACAAUCCUCGCUGCCUAAGUCGCGAUAUCAGCACACAAGCGUCGAACGAGACACGAGAUGAGAUGGUCGUAGACCUGAUCAAGAACUACCCCGAUAUCCUCAGCUUCCAGAACAAGAUGCAGAACUUCACUCAAGGGGUUAUGGGCGUUCAUAAUGGAGGGCAUUACACGAUCGGGGGUGAUUCUGGAAUGGAUAUGUUCAACUCGCCAGCAGACCCAGCCUUCUACUUCCACCACGGCAUGAUCGAUCGCGUUUGGUGGACAUGGCAGAACCUCGAUUUGAAAAGCCGGCAGAAUAGCAUCGCGGGUACUAUGACUUUCUUGAACAACCCACCGAGCCGCAAUGCGACUCUUGAUGACGUGCUCAGCGUGGGGUAUGUCGGUCCACCGAACAUCACCAUCAAAGACGCUAUGAGCACGAUUGCAGGACCCUUUUGCUACGUGUAUGCUUAG
This is a messenger RNA of Alternaria arbusti, 1149 nucleotides long. RefSeq lists its product as uncharacterized. The record is from RefSeq and is a predicted model, not a curated record. The coding region runs from base 1 to 1149 and encodes 382 amino acids. The transcript is spliced from 5 exons. NCBI's taxonomy places the organism in Eukaryota, Fungi, Ascomycota, Dothideomycetes, Pleosporales, Pleosporaceae. Gene Ontology annotation, molecular function: oxidoreductase activity.